Messenger RNA from Pygocentrus nattereri (red-bellied piranha), 727 nucleotides. RefSeq names its product presenilin enhancer, gamma-secretase subunit (gene psenen). The record is from RefSeq and is a predicted model, not a curated record. The coding region runs from base 116 to 421 and encodes 101 amino acids. Gene Ontology annotation, biological process: Notch receptor processing. Gene Ontology annotation, cellular component: gamma-secretase complex. The transcript has 4 exons. NCBI's taxonomy places the organism in Eukaryota, Metazoa, Chordata, Actinopteri, Characiformes, Serrasalmidae.
CGAUCACGAGGAAGCGGAUGUUAGGUAUUUCUCCGUCGCAAAAGCCAUUUUCAUGCUCAAAUGCCCUUUUUCUAACUAGUUGCUCCUCGAUUCGAGAUCGACAUAAAAGGAAAUCAUGAAUUUGGAGCGUAUUCCCAAUGAGGAGAAGCUAAGUCUGUGCAGGAAAUAUUAUCUAGGUGGUUUUGCAUUUCUCCCUUUCCUGUGGCUGGUUAAUGUCGUGUGGUUCUUCAAAGAAGCCUUUGUAAAACCUGCCUACACAGAACAACCACAGAUCAAGACGUAUGUGAAGCGGUCAGCGCUGGGGCUGUUGCUGUGGGUAGCUGUGCUGACGACGUGGAUCAGCAUUUUCCAGCAUUUCAGAGCGCAGUGGGGAGAAGUGGCUGACUAUAUUUCAUUCACUAUUCCACUUGGGACGCCAUGAGGAGAUAAAAUCUCUUUUCUUCUUCUUCUUUUUUUUUUUUUACAUUUUUUUUAAAAUCCCAUUUGCAUAUGGUUUGUUACCAACUAAUAACCCCACUGGUGGUAACAAAGUAGGUUGGCAUUAAAAUGAAAAUUUUGACCGUGGUAAACUGAUAAAACAACUUGCCCCACAGACUGGGAAGACACUACACUCUAAAGUUCAGCCACUGAGAAAUUGUCCAGGAAUAGAUAAUGUUACAUACUGUAUUAAAAACUGUUGUUUUUCUCUCUGUAUUGAUGAUAAUGGAAUAAAUUCGUUCAAUCUGUA